CCCCGCCGGUGGCUGUGUCAGGCGCUCCCCUGAGCCAGGGCGGAGGCCGGCUCGGUCCCCGACGUCUGCUUUUGCAGGUUUUGCAGGUACCGGGAAAGAAGGGCGGGACCGGAGUUCAGCUCUGUCGGCCUGUCCUGUACCUGACACCGCCUGAAGCUGGCCCUGCGCUGGCCCGGCCGUUGGCAGCAGGACGCCCUGCAGGCGGGGCUUGUCCGCCCGUCCUCUGGCCGCUCUGCAGCCCUCGCGCUCCUGUCCCAGCACAGCACCUGCCCUUUUGCGCAGGCCAGUAACCCGUUACCCUAAGUCCAGGCCACCAUCCGUGCGUCCUAAAAUGGCCUUCCCGGCCCUGCCUUGCCUCUGGGAUCUUCUUAGAACGCAAAAUUACGUCACCCUUGCUGGAAACGCAGCAUUUCCCACCGCAGUUAAACACUUGCCGAUCCCCUGUCCUUCCAAGUCCCCCCAAAUUCACCUGUCGCCGCGUGUUAAUAGCAUGCAGGUCCGUUCCGGUGAGAUGUCCCUCCCAAGAAAAGCUCUUCCUGGCCCCCUGGCUACCUAAGACCGUAUCCUCCUUUUUAUCUCUGGGAUAGCGCUGCUCUCCUUUCUCAUACUUAAUCAGGAUGCCUAAAUGGUCUUGAGUAAGGGACAGACGGGGCUAGGUGUAGGCGGCGGGCCGCGGGAUCCGGCUCACAGAAAUCCCCUAAAGGCCGGGGGGUGUUAACAACCACCACAACCCAGAGGUAAGGAAACAAACCAGACCACCCUGCCCCAAGUGUCUUUUAUAUGACCGCCACCUGUGACCAACAAAACCAGGCCCCAAAAAGAAGCCAUUAAAGAUGUUACCACCAGUCCUUGCUCAAGCCAAGACGUCACUAAAAUGAUAAGGCCACAACUCCCUGGUCAGCUCUGAAUAAAAGACCGUCGGUGGGGGCCCAGGUUGGCGACCCUGCGGGGACCCCUCUCACUCCUGAGAGCGUUUCUCCGUCUCCUUGCUUAAUCAACUUCUGUUGCUUUACUCACUCUCCUCUGUCCGGGAGAUUCGUUCUCCGACUCGGAGACAGGAGCCUAGCUCUCCGGCCUCAGGAUGUUUGUGGUCUAUGCCCUCUACUAGAAGAGAAGUUAGGCCAUCGCCGCUGUCUGACCUUCACUGUGGAACACUUAGGACACAGCAAAGUGCGUGGCACAUAAAAAUCAGCAACGUCUUAUUUUUCGUUUUACCGCCCAUCUGCAUGUGCUUGUUUCGCCAGUAUGCAACAUGCUUCAACAGUGGCAUCUACCUAAUAUGGACUCUCUUAGUUGUAGUGGGAAUUGGAUCCGUCUACUUCCAUGCAACCCUAAGUUUCUUGGGUCAGAUGCUUGAUGAACUUGCAAUCCUUUGGGUUCUGAUGUGUGCCCUGGCCAUGUGGUUCCCCAGAAGGUAUCUACCAAAGGUCUUUCGGAAUGACAGGGGCAGGUUCAAGGUGGUGGUCUGCGUCCUUUCUGCAGUUACAACAUGCCUGGCGUUUGUCAAGCCUGCCAUCAACAACAUCUCUCUGAUGACCCUGGGGGUUCCAUGCACUGUGCUGCUCAUUGCAGAGCUAAGGAGGUGCGACAAUGUGCGUGUCUUUAAACUGGGCCUCUUCUCUGGCCUCUGGUGGACCCUCGCGCUCUUCUGCUGGAUCAGUGACCGAGCCUUCUGUGAGCUGCUGUCCUCCUUCCACUUUCCCUACCUGCAUUGCGUGUGGCACAUCCUCAUCUGCCUUGCUGCCUACCUGGGCUGCGUAUGCUUUGCCUACUUUGAUGCUGCUUCCGAGAUCCCCGAGCAGGGCCCCGUCAUCAAGUUCUGGCCCAGCGAGAAAUGGGCCUUCAUCGGGGUCCCCUACGUGUCCCUCCUGUGUGCCAGCAAGAAGUCACCGGUCAAGAUCACAUGAUGGGGAGGCUGGCUUCUCUGCUUGCUUUUCCCUCCUGCAUUGGGCUUGCCAUUGAAGACAGCAGGGGGCUUGUAGAGCUAGGGGGAGGGCCUGUCUUUUUGGUAUUCUGUUCCCUUGGGCUCUAACUAGUGUGCCCAUGGCCCACCAGGACUCCACUGUGCAGGGGGAAGGGUGUCUUCCCCUUUCCCGAAAUUGGAAAGUGGAGGGCUCAGGGGCACCAGGUAGAUCUCCUCAGCGUCCCUUCCAGAUGCAGGGACCUGUUGCGGCAGAGGCAGAGCAGUCCCUCAGUGGGGGUGGGGUGGGGGUGGGGCUCAUUUCCCAGCGGGGGUUUACUUGAGACUCUGUGGCCCCCUGUACUCUCGGAGGAGACUCCUGCUCACAGACAUACCCUGCAACAGGCAAGACCCACUGACCGAUGGAACAUGCCAGGGAUUUUCAUUUGGGGAAAUGGCCCUAGAAUAAAACCAAGCCAAUGAAACCCACGAGGCCACUCGUCCACCUGGAACUCACAGUAACCAAGUUUAUGUGCGCUUGCGAAUCCUUUACUACCUCUGCUGAGAGCCGGGGACCUCAGAGGAGGGUGAAGUGGACAAAAAGACCCUCUGUGCCAAGAGCUACACUUCACAUUGAGCCAUUCUCGAAGAUGAGCACAAUUUUCAAAUUGACAUUGUUGACAUUGUUGGCUGUCUGGCCCAGUCACCUCAGACACACGGAGAACAGGUGUGGGGUGAUCUGGCUGCACACAGACCCCUGCCCCUUACUGCUGAGCUUUGAAGGUCAAGGCCUCCUGUUUGGUCAAGGGAGCUGGGGGCAUGAAUCCUGGUUCAACAUCUGGAGCAAACUUGAAGUUCUGGAAGCUUACGCUGAUCGGAAGCCUUCUGUAUGCUCUUCCAUGCUGGAAGUUAUCCUCUAAAACCUAGCCUCUUUUUCGUCCCCUAUUUCCUGAGGGAAUAGGUGCUUCCUGUGGCUUCCUCGAGCAUCUGACAGCUGCUUCUCCAGUCCUGCAGUGACUAGUCGCUGGCUCCCCAGGUUGCUGCUGCAGUGGGCAAGUCUGAGUUUUUCCUCAGCAGAAGUGACACUGGCUACGGCUAACCUCUUCACUGAGCUGAAUGAAGAUUCCAGAAUUGUCAGCAAGGCGUGAGGGGGUAGGCAUGACCUCAGGGAUACUCACUGGAACUCCCACAUCUCCUGCUUUGCAACAUUGCAUGGUAAAGGAAGGCAGGACACGCGUGUCCUGGUGAGGACAGGAGUCCGUAGCUAAGGAUCUGAGAGCUGGACAGUACCAGUCUUUGGCAUGUCUAGGAACUCUUGCUCUAAUCAGAAUUUGUACAGGAUCCUAGGUGAAGAGCCCAACAAGGAACAAUGAAUUGAGAGUUUAAAAAAGGAAAGGCUUUAUUCUACUUUUGUGUUUUCAAGUUAUUUGUAGCAGAACCCUAUUUAAAGUAAGAAAUCUUGAUGGAACCCAAACCUGAGAACUAUGUUGUGAUCUAUUUGUUUAAAUUUAUUUUAAGGUUGAACUUAUAUAUUUCCCUAAUAUCAUGCAGUGAAAAUGCAAGUUAAAUUGGUUUCCGUGGUAAAAAAUUUGGUAUUGAAUGAGCGUACCCGUUUAUUAUGGUUUAAAAAUGUGCUUUGAAAAAUAGUAUUUAUGUAUUUGUGGGACCUUCAAAUGCACCUCGGAUACCUAGGUGGUUCUGUGGUUCAUGGAACCACCUAGAGUUUUAGAACUACUGUUAAGUCCUUUGGUUUCAAGUCUAGAAUUUUUUUAAAGGGAAGUAUCAGUCCUCGCUUCAGAUGGACUUACUAGGCAUGGAUUCUGGGCUCAUCCAUUCCUGCAAUAUACAAAUGCUCCAAAGUAGGGGGAAGCUUUGAUGUACUUUAAGCCCAGCUGUCUUAGUGUGGAAGCAUAGAUGAGGAGAGGCAGGGGGUGUGGGAAGUGUUUGCAUUCUCUAUGAGGUUUAAUUUCUGUUUAGGGCUCCUCAGUGAUGGGAGCAUUAUUCCAGCAAUCAAGAAGGGAGGAAGUCUUCUUAUCAGGGAGGGAGGGUGGGUCACUGGGGAAUAUCACCUCCAGCUUCAACACUUUGACCUUGCUCUUCUGGAAGUUUCCAAGUGUCCUUUGGAAACAGGGAUAAAAUGUGACUGCUGGAAAUAAGUGGCCCAACUCACAGGGCUGUUUCCAUCCAUCUUCUACAAGACAAAGGACUUAACAUGUCCGAAAGGAGGUUUUUCCUGUAAAAAACAAAAACCCAAAAACACCCCCCCCCCCCCACCAAAAAACAGAAGGCCUUUCUAGAGAUUGGUUUUAAUGAGUUAAGGACUGAUAAAGAAGUAUGGAAUGGGGUAGAUUUGAGAACAAAAACAUUACUGUUGAACAAAAAUCACUAUAGCUCUUAGCAUGAAGAUGGUGAAUCAAGAAAGGAGUUGAACAGUUUAAGAUUUUAUUUAUUCAUGAGAGACACACACAGAGAGUGAGAGAGAGAGAGAGAGAGAGAGAGAGAGAGGGAGGCAGAGACACAGGCAGAGGGAGAAGCAGGCUCCAUGCCAGGAGCCCGACGUAGGACUCGAUCCUGGGACUCCAGGAUCAGGCCCCAGGCCGAAGGGAGGCUCUAAACAGCUGAGCCACCAAGGGAUCCCAAAGUUGAACAGUUCUAUUUAAAGUUAAACUUACAGCAUCAUUCAUAUUUAUACUUAUGAUGCUUUGAUAGUACUACACAGUCUUGAAAGAAAUUUGGAAAACUAUAGGAAAGUUGAAGAGAAAAAAAUCUGUAUUUUCCAAGGACAAUCAUUGUUAAUAUUUUGGUAUUUUGGUGUAUUCCUCCCCCGACCUGCCUCGAGUUGUAAAUAGAUGCCUUUUAGAGUGGACAGUUCAUCCGGUAACUUGAAUGGAAUGUAAAUACCAGUUGUGUAUAUUUCAUGAGGAGCAGCUUUUGGAAUGCACUCGUGUUAGCUAUACCCUGGAGAGCUCAUCACUGGAUUCUGACUUACUGCUGAGUCUUCUUUUAAAUUGAGCCUGACAUGAAUAGGUCCUAAGAAAUAAUGAACUGAAUUCUCCUUUUGAUAGGCCUCUGCUCUUGGAUUCGUGAGCUGUUAAAAAUAGGGCUCUACAGUUUUUUUUCCCCCCAAAUGUAAAAAAAAAAAAAAAAAAAAAAAAAAGUGAAUAGCUUAUUAAUUGAUGUGCAAUCAGGAAUCUUUUUGUUUUUUUCCCCUAAUCAUACAGGGAAGUGGAGAUUUGACAUUUGGGAGUUAGGUCAUGGCAGUUACUCAUCAUGGCUGUCAGAUUUUUGUUCUCCUUAGAAUUUGCCAAGAUCGAUUACCAGCAGGAAUUGGAUCUAGGAUAUUAAACAUUACUAUCCUAGUUAUCAAGCAAUCAUUUAAGUCAGUGAUUCUUAUUUUCAAUCAAACACUGAGUGGUGAUUCUUUUAGAAAAAAAUCUUUUCUCCUCUUUAUGAUUAGGAUUAUGGUAUUAGCAUUUCAGUGACUAUAUUUAAGGCAUAUGAUGGGGAAGAGAUACCUGAAUCUAUUUGGUAACAGGCUGCAUUUUGGGAGAAACUAUGCCUGUCCCUCUGAUGAGUGCCUAAAAUAUUAACUGUGGAUGAAAGAUGUCCUGUUGGGGGAAUCUAAGCUUGAUGGACAUCAAGCGCAGACUUUCUAAAUAUACAGUAACUUGUUAUUUUUAUCAUAUUUCUCAGGUGUGUGAAAACUUCUCACCAGUUCAUCAUGCUUACGUGAGCCAGGGCCCUGUCGGAGGCUCUGAGCACGGGAGGGAGUCUUCCUUGGCUCUUCAUCCCAUGGGGCUGACAUGCAACCAUCCCUGGGGGAAAGGGAAGGGCUGAAGCUUGUCCAACAGGAUCCCCUCUCAUAGCUCCUUUUCCCCAAAUGAGCUGGGAACCUUUCAUUGCCAGCUCUUUGCCUCGGUGCUGCCAUUCCAGCUGGCCAAAGAGAAUUCGCAGGCCAGAUUGGGGUUCUCAAUGAAUUUUGUGGUUAUUCUCCUACAGACAAAACAAAAAGGCCUCUAUUCUAAAGGACUAAUUGAAUGGUUUCUUUCUCUACAUGUUAAACCAGAUUGUGGACUAUUUUAUAAUCACAGUGUGUAAUCAGAGCAUAUAUAGUAUUUUCAGAUAUAUCCCUUGUUUUAUACUUUAUAUAGUUGUGCCAUAUAAGGGUGGUAUGCCCACUGCCUGUGGUAGCAUUUAGUCUCCAUUGCUUUGGGAGUGAUUUUGAGCCUUUUGAAAUGGAGCUUUUGCACUUUAUGCUAUUUUUGUGAACUAGGACCGUUACAUUCUAUAUUAAAGCCCUAAGUGGCAUUUUCUGUGAA
This is a messenger RNA of Nyctereutes procyonoides (raccoon dog), 6219 nucleotides long. It is a transcript of the gene ACER2, whose product is annotated as alkaline ceramidase 2. Gene Ontology annotation, molecular function: hydrolase activity, acting on carbon-nitrogen (but not peptide) bonds, in linear amides. The coding region runs from base 1095 to 1907 and encodes 270 amino acids. The record is from RefSeq and is a predicted model, not a curated record. NCBI's taxonomy places the organism in Eukaryota, Metazoa, Chordata, Mammalia, Carnivora, Canidae. The transcript has 6 exons. Gene Ontology annotation, biological process: ceramide metabolic process. Gene Ontology annotation, cellular component: membrane.